AGGCAGGUAUCUAGUCUAACCGUCAAAGCCUUGUAGCCCAAACAGACACCAUUCAACCCAGUGAUUCAUCCAAAAAGAUCUUUUUAUUCUGUUAUUCAGUGCUUCACUUGCUUCCAUGAUGGUUAAUAUAACGCCAAUAUGUUCUCAGGGGUUUGCAGCAGUAUGCUGCGGAUUUGCUGCGCUGAUAACUUAUCUAUCCCUGCGCCUAACUUAUAAUGUCUUCUUUCAUCCUUUGAGCAGUUACCCAGGACCAUUUGCUGCAAAGUUGUCGGACGCCUACAACGGCUAUUAUGCUUUCAAGCGGCAACUUCACAUUAUAACACGACAGAACCAUCUCACGUAUGGUACUAUCGUGAGGCAGGGGCCUAACAAGCUCGUGUUCAACUCCGUCGCAGCUCUACAAGAUAUAUACAGAAAUGAUAAUACUACUAAACCUAAGGCGUAUAUUGCCUUGGGUCCUAGACUAUCAAUCCCGACCAUCUUUACAGCGCAAGAUCGUCAAGUGCACCGAGCAAGGCGACAACUUAUUGGUCGAGCCAUCUCAGAGCGCUCCAUGCGUAUAUUCGAACCUACUAUGCAUGACCAAAUUGAUCUCUUGAUUCGGCAUAUCUUCCAUUCCAUCAAAAGGCCUCAAUCUACCACUAUCAAUAUGACCGAGCGCGCUAGACUUCUCGGAUUUGACCUUGCCGGACUCCUUGCAUUUGGCUAUGAUCUCAACCUUCAGACACAAGAAAAGAACAGUUUUGUAUUACCAAUGCUGGAAGCCGGGUUCUUCUGGAGUAGCGUCUUCCUUCAUUGGCCUUUGACACGCAAAUUUUCCAUAACGUUAGCUACAUUAAAGGUUUUUCGCCGAUUAAGGAGCCAAUAUCUUUCUUUAGUUGAACACAUCAUUAGCUCUCGUACUAAACAGGAUAAAAAUGCCCAACAUGAUCUCUAUUCGAUCGUUGCAGAUGAACUAGACUCAUCUGGGCCUGAUGGCAUACGGGCGAGUGAGCUCUGGGCCGAAGCUACUCUAUUCCUACCAGCAGCGGGGGAUACAACGAAAACCGCACUAGCAGCUAUUUUCUUCUAUCUUUCCCAAAACGUUCACUGUUACAACACGCUUGCGAACGAGAUUCACUCCAAAUUCACAAGCGGGAGCCAAAUCCGCGGCCCAUCCUUAGCGGGCUGCCAAUAUUUGAGGGCCUGUAUUGAUGAAACAUUGCGAAUGUCCCCGCCGGUCGCCGGCAUCCUUUGGAGAGAAGCGUAUCCGAGCGAGCAACCCUUCAUUGUAGACGGACACAUGAUUCCCCACGGUACCGUUGUCGGGGUGAAUAUCUAUUCGAUCCACUACAAUAAGGAGUAUUUCCCAGACCCAUAUACUUUUCGCCCGGAAAGAUGGUUAGAUGAUGCGAAGACAGUGCGCGAUGCGUUCGCUCCAUUUUCGGUAGGCCCUCGAGGAUGUGCGGGUAAGGCCAUGGCAUAUUUGGAGAUUUCUCUCGUUGUGGCUAAGAUAAUGUGGUACUUUGACUUCAGAUCUGUAGCAAAGAGUGGUAGUCAUGGAAGCGAAAGCACGGGGGUGUUUGAAUUAUUGGACAAUUUCACUUCAAGCCAUGAAGGCCCUCACUUGGAAUUCCAACAACGGGGAGAGCACUGCAAAGAGUUAGAUAGUACAUAAGUAAAGUCGCGAACAGACUGGAGCUUUUUCUGGAGAACCUUGAUGAGCUGAGAAUGAUGGUGACUGGACCUACGGUUCCCUUGUGGUAGAUACUCAUGAUAAUAAAAUGUCUAUUGUUAAAUCAA
Molecule: messenger RNA, 1782 nt
Organism: Hypoxylon trugodes
Lineage: Eukaryota; Fungi; Ascomycota; Sordariomycetes; Xylariales; Hypoxylaceae
Product: cytochrome P450
Exons: 5
Coding region: 116-1657 (513 amino acids)
Molecular function (GO): heme binding; iron ion binding; monooxygenase activity
Source: RefSeq, a predicted model, not a curated record